AUGGCUUCCAGCAACGAGUCCUCCGACUCUCGGUCGGCGAGGUCACCACUUCAGCCAACAUCCUCCCUUUUCCAGGCCAGAGCGACGAAACAACUAGGCCUCUUCUUCGCCGGCGCCGGCUUCUUCCUCUUCUCAACCAUGGUCACGCGGCGUGCCGUGGUACGCAAACAGCUCGCCGCGUUUCCCAAAUUCUACCAGCCCAGCCAUUACGCGGCAGGCAAGCAAGGGAACCCUGAGGGAGGCAUGAUUGCAUUUGAGGCCUUGAAUCUGGCCACACUCAACGUCGUCAGUUUUGCCAUGAUGAUGACAGGAGGCGCCUCGUGGGCACUUGAUGUUUCUUCGGUUGACGACCUGAGAGAAAUGGCCCGAAGAAGCCUUCGCGGAGCAGCUGCUCAGACGGACGAGGCUGCUGAGCGAGAAUUCGAAGAAUGGGCUGCCAAAAUUCUGACAAAGUUCGGCAAGAUGCCCGAUGACGGCGCAGUAGCGAACAAGGACAAAAGUGAGGCAGACUCCAAGACAGGCAAGGAGGGACGGUGA
Colletotrichum graminicola M1.001 is the source of this 537-nucleotide messenger RNA. RefSeq lists its product as uncharacterized. The transcript has a single exon. The record is from RefSeq and is a predicted model, not a curated record. The coding region runs from base 1 to 537 and encodes 178 amino acids. Gene Ontology annotation, cellular component: mitochondrion. Lineage: Eukaryota; Fungi; Ascomycota; Sordariomycetes; Glomerellales; Glomerellaceae.